Molecule: messenger RNA, 2635 nt
Organism: Drosophila serrata
Lineage: Eukaryota; Metazoa; Arthropoda; Insecta; Diptera; Drosophilidae
Source: RefSeq, a predicted model, not a curated record
CGCAGGAUUCAAACCGCAAAGAAACACUCAAUUAGAGGACAAUUCUGCCGGGGAUGGCAGCGGCAGCGGCAGCGACGCUGACACCCACGCAACGUGACCAUUAGCAGAGACCACAAAGUAAAUGGAUUUUAGAGAGAAUCAAAUCACAAAUUUUUGGAUAUAAUUUCUAAGCAUUGCCAAUCCAGAAAAAGGUGUAAAUAAUUGAGGCGAAAAACUUGGCCCUUAUGACUUUCAACUUCAGUGCUUAUCCAAGCCCAACUUGUGUGACUUAAUUCGAUCAAAUCGCCGGCACAACAGCAACAUGAGACUGCUGGCGACAAAGUGCAACGGCAACCACAACAAUUUGCAAUUGUUGCCACAAAAGAAUCUCAAUUUGCAAUCACUGAUUAACUCAAUGGAAGCCAAUUUUUAUUGAAUGCAAAACAAUAAAAGUAAGUUCGAUAAGCGAAUAUAUAUUUGAAAACAUUAUGGCAACAGCUGUCCUGGAGGCGAGCGAAACAAAAUUGGAGUUGGUGUGCGACGAGUGUGAUUAUUAUGGUUCUACAGACACGAUAUUUACCGAUAACAGCACUCAAACCGAUGGCUACGAUGAUGAUGAAUCGGAGUUAAAGCCUCUGAAACCCAGAUUAAGUCAAAUUGUGGAAGAGGAAUUGGAAAUGGAAGGGGAUAUGGCCAAGGAAACGGAAGUGGUGACGGUGAAAGUGGAGACAAAUGGUAUACGAAAUGAUAACGAGAAUGAUAAUGAUAACGAUAACAAUAAUGAUGCUAGUGAUGAGCAACCGUUGAAGGAAGCCUCAAUAAAUGAAGAGGAUUCAAAAGAGGAUGUGGAGAUUCUGGAGGAAUCUACAAAACAGGUGCCAAAUGAGUCUGAUGAGGAACAGGAAAUCGAUGAAGUGGCCAGGCUAACAGGUUUGGCCUUGGGCAUGGGCUAUGCCCGUAUUAUAGACUACGAUAACUUGCGGAUAAUCGAACAUGUUAUCGAAAGCGACGAUGACGAUGAUGAUGGCGAUGGCGAUGAUAAUGAUAAUGAAAAGGAAAGGUCAAGGAGCAAGGCAAACACAUCGGCGGAAUUGCAGCAGGCCUGCCAUGAUUUGGUGACUUUCAUCGGUGAAAGCUAUCAGGUAAUCGAAAGGUCAGGUCACAAUCGUGAUCCCCCAGCCACAUUGCAGGUGGUGGACAAUAAUAACAACAAUCGAAACAGUGAAAUAUCGCCCCGGGGAAUUGGUUCUAGCCAAAGUCGUACCAAAACCGUUAAAGAAAAUCAAAAAGCCAGCACAAGUGCAACGGCAACGGUAACAGGAACAGCAACGACAUCACCAUCCACGAGUAGUGCUUUGAUCAAAGCCUAUAAAUCGAAUUUGACGCCGUUGGCGCCACCAUUUCAGCCGGCCGCCCUGAAGGCCAAGCAACUGCAACUGCAACAGUCAUCAAUGGCCAGCAGCAGCAGCAGCAGCAACAUGCAGACAGUGGCCAGCAGCACCAGCAACAUGACUUCAUCGGUGACGACAACAGCAACGAAUGCUCUGGGCUAUGCCGCCUACGAACAGACCACUGUAUAUUAUCAGCAGCAGAUACAACAGCCGCAGCAACAGCAGCAACAGUUGUCACCCAAGCAGCAGCAGCAGCAGCAACACUGUGCUCAACAUUCCGGCUUGCCGCACAUUCAUGGCGCCCAGCUAAUGCCCGUGCAAUUGAUUACCUUGACGCCACCAUCAGUAGCUGCUGCUGUAGGGGCAGCAGGAGCAGCUACAGCAGCGGGAGCAGCAACUCCUGCUGCAACAUCAGCGGGUGGCACAGUAGCAGCAGCAGCAUCCUUAACUGGCGCCGCCUGGCCACUUGUGGAGGCGCCAAUUUACAUUGACAUCAAUGGGGAAUAUCGCAGCUAUUGCCCGGCACAUGGACCGCCGGCAGUGACAGGCCCGCCAAAUGGCGCCAUUGCCCACCAUCCCCAUAUCCAUGGCCAUUCACAUAACCAUUCCCAUCCACAUUCGCAACCCCAUGGCCAUGCCCAUGCCCAUACGCAUUCGCUUCCCCAUUCGCAUACACAUUCCCAUGCCCAGCAACAGCAGCAGCAGCAACAGCAGCAGCAGCAGCAGCUUCAUCAUCACCAUCAGCAGCAUGGGCAGCAUCAGCAAGUGACAAAUGUUAAUGGAAAUAUUGCCCAGGCAGCAGUCGCAGCAGCAGCGGCAGCCGCAGCAGCAUCAGCGCCUCGUUUGCUGCUGCAACUGGACGCCGUUGCUGUCCAGCAACAGCAGCAACAACAGCAGCAGCAGCAACAAAUCAGCAGCAACCAGCAGCAGCAGCAACAGCAACAGCAACAAAUCGUAGCCGCUGGCAAGCGCAGCAAAGUUUAUCGAGGUGAGUGUCUGCGAUUCCGUUUCUCCAUUACAUUAAUCAGAAUCGAUGACGAUGAACCAACGGUUAUAUGGCCUUUUGAUAAAGUUCGCCAUGGUAAUGUCAGAUGCAAUUUUCAAUUGCAUUUGCCGCAGAGUGAUUUAUUUUAUGGUUAAGACAUGGCAUUGACUUAACUACCAAGUUGUGUGUCAAGUAAAAAUAUGCUAAUUACUAUUUUAAAAGGUUCUUGUAAUUAGCGGCAUUUAAGAAGAGUGUUUAUUGGAAUUAAAUGAAGCUAUUU